AUGCCUCCUUCAACGUCAAGAUCGAAACCCAAGCCGUCCGAGGUGGCCUCGGAAGCUAAGAGGGUCUACAUCCCCACCAUCAGGAACAACUACUCUUCGACUUGGUCUACCUGCUCGUACAUCUACCAACAGCCACUCCUGCAAAUUAAUUUCACCGAGCGACCACUGGACCUUUCUCCCCCACAGUUCUUUGUCAGGAGUGGCGACCCGGUGAACAUCGUCUUAGACUGGGUUGACUCGGUACAAUGUGCCAUCCCUUUUAUCUGCGCGGCCAAUGACAAGCGGCCGGGCGGUGACUGGGAAACUGGCGUAGUAGGCUACGAGGAGCGUCUCUGCCGGCGAAGCACCCUCGCGGCGUGUCUUGCAACGCCGGGGGAGGGUUCUCCGGACGCCAGCCACUACCCGCUCCCGGCAUGCGCGGGGAUAUUGUCUCAGCACGUUGUUGUGUUUCGCGGGCCCCACGACAAGUAUGAGAAGCUCCCGACUGAUCAGUGGCGAGCAUUGCCCGUUGUAUCGGUGCCCCCGCCGCGCUGGCCCAAACUGACGCAGAACGGCACCAAGUACUCGUUUGCCGACGAGCGGGAGAUGGUGAUGGAGAAGAUGCGCGGCGCGCUCCGCAUCUGCGCGUACAACAACUACAGCACCGUUGUGAUCGGCGACUUUGGGCUGGGUAACGGGUAUCGGAAUCCGCCGCAGGAGCUGGCCGAGCUGUGGCGCGAGGUAUUCCUGUACGACCCGGAUCUCCGCGGCCGCAUCCGUUGUGUGGCAUUUGUCUUUGAGGACCCAACGCAGAACACCGCGCAGCUGAUCCUAGACGACAUCGCCAAGAAGUCUAAGGGAAGCAGUUCCUCCUCCCCCUCGAGCCGGCCCAAGACGAAAGGAAGCAGCACUGGCAGCACGCCCACCGACGCCGAGAUAUUUUCGCGAGUGUUUGCCGAGGCUGAAAUCCAAAGAUUUCUUGCGGAGCCUGACGCACGAUACGGCCUCAACAACCUUCUCGUUUCAUGA
Dichotomopilus funicola is the source of this 1008-nucleotide messenger RNA. RefSeq lists its product as uncharacterized. The coding region runs from base 1 to 1008 and encodes 335 amino acids. Lineage: Eukaryota; Fungi; Ascomycota; Sordariomycetes; Sordariales; Chaetomiaceae. The record is from RefSeq and is a predicted model, not a curated record. The transcript has 3 exons.